Pimephales promelas (fathead minnow) is the source of this 5055-nucleotide messenger RNA. Lineage: Eukaryota; Metazoa; Chordata; Actinopteri; Cypriniformes; Leuciscidae. The record is from RefSeq and is a predicted model, not a curated record.
ACAUUUUCGUUAAGUAGCCAGAUUUUUCAGGUGUUCUUGGAAAACCGGGAAGGAAUUAACAAUAAUAGUCCAUUCAGUGGAGACAGAUGAGGAUCUGGAAUAGUGAUAAUUCUCACAAGAUCAAGCUACAAUGAAUGAAGAGAGCAUGGACAACACAGCCACAACAGAGAGUAGAGAGAAUCGUGUGUCAAGAAAAGCUGAGCUUGGAAGAGAAAAAAUGGUACGGAAACAUGUACAGCAUAUCUUUGACAGACUUCAUCUUGAAGAAAACCAUGACAAUAAUCUGAGUGCUGCAGAUGUUCUUCAGAUAACUGAACAUUCGUUACAGUCCCAAGAGUCUUGUGCUGAAGAGGAACUGAUUCAGACUUUCCUACAAAAACUACUGAUGAUGAACUACAGAGCAAGAUGCAUUAAUGUUAAAGAGAACAAUGAACAGGAUCGCACACAACAAAGAGGCAAUGACUCAUCUGAAGAUGACGGUGAUAUUUUUGAUGACAUGUCUUUGUCUAAUGAACAAAGUACUCAGUCUGAGCGAAUCCACCCAAUGGAUGUUCAGAUGGCCGUGUUUCAUUGUGCUGAUGGUUUUCUGAAGCAGCUGAUGGUCACUAAACUGUCCCAGUGUCAGUACGCUCUCCCUCUGCUUGUUCCUGAUCCAGACACACAACAGAUUAAGUUUCCUUACUGGACAUUCAGACAAAUCAACAAGAGUUGGAAGAUGAAGAACACCAACAAUGAGAUCAUCAGUCAAACCCAGUCGAUCUACAAGGCAAAAUCUCAAAUGGUGUGUUUCUUCAGGUUUGGCUCUGUUUCCUCAUCCAAGUCUCAUCUGAUGAACAGUCUGAUCAAUGAGAAACACAACACGUUCUUCCACAGGAACUGUCCAGGCAGCAGCAGAACCAGAGUCCUGAUGGAUGGAGUGGUGGAGAUCGCCUGGUUCUGCCCCUCUGGGAAAAACACGGAUAAAUUCAUGGACUAUGUUGUGUUCUGUAAUCUACACGGUGAUGCAGGAGAUCAUGAGAAACAGAUGCAGAUCCUCACUGAAAUGGCCUCAGUCAAUGUUGUUCUUCUACCACGACUUCAAAGGACUGCCAAACAUGCAGCAAAGAUCCAAAACCUGUACAAGGACAAAAAGCCACUCAUUUGUCUUUUUACUGAGGAUGAAUCUGCUGUGACUGAGACGAAGAAAGGGAAAUUCAAAAUUGGCCUGAAGGACAGAAAUCAGUCAGAUGUUUCUGAAGAACUCAGAAGAACUAUAAAUGAUUGUCUCUCAGAAUCAUCUUCCACUUUCAGACUUGAAGAUUUGUCCAAACACUCAGACAUCAGAGUAGAUGAGGAAGAAGACUGCAGGAGAGGAAGAGAAGCAGCACAGCAGAUGAUGAGUUUACUGGAGAAAAAAAAUCUGACAGAAAUCAAAGACUCAUUUCUUCCUCAUCAGGGGAAACUGUGGCAUCAGUGGAGUCAGAACAACAAAGAACUACAUCGACCUCAAGGAGAAAAGACCGAAAUGGACAUCAGUAUAAAACAAAUGGAUUUACAGAAAAUCCGUGAACUGCAACAUGAAUCUAAUAUCAGUGAGUUCAUGAAGCUCUUUUUUAAAAAUCACUCUAAUGCUGCAAAUAAUUUGUUUUUCCUUAAAUGGCUGGGAAUCCUCCUGGAUGAAUAUACAUCAGCUGACCUAUCUGAUCUACAUCAGAAGUAUGAUGAAAAGUGGUCAUCAGUUGUAAAACUGAAAGAGGAUCAUGCUAAACCUGAAAAACUGAAAGCUGAACAAGCAGAACUUGAGAGAAUAUCUGAGGAUCUUCAAGCUGCAUCCUUUGGUUUGGAGCACAUCAUGAGGGAGAUCGGUCAGAUCUAUGAAUCAUGUUCAUCUGUGAAGAAGGACAAGAAAGAUCUGCAGUUUCACUUCUCUUCUCUCCCGAGUCUUGCAGCAGAGAUGAUGAUCUCUGGAUUUCCACUGGAGCUGAUGGAUGGAGAUGCUGCUCAUGUUCCUCUGGUCUGGAUCUCUGCUGUUAUAAAUGAACUCAUCCAGAAACUGGGAGACCAAAGAGUCUUUGUGCUGUCAGUUUUAGGGCUUCAGAGCUCUGGGAAAUCCACCAUGCUGAACGCCAUGUUUGGACUCCAGUUUGCCGUCAGUGCUGGCAGGUGCACCAGAGGAGCUUUCAUGCAGCUGAUCAAAGUCUCAGAUGAGAUGAAGACACGGAUGAACUUUGACUAUAUUCUGGUUGUUGAUACCGAGGGUCUUCGUGCUCUAGAACUGACUGGAAGUUCAACAAGACAUCAUGACAAUGAACUGGCCACAUUUGUUGUUGGUCUUGGAAAUCUUACCUUGAUCAACAUCUUUGGAGAAAACCCAGUUGAGAUGCAGGACAUUCUUCAGAUUGUUGUUCAGGCCUUCAUGAGGAUGAAGAAGGUCAGACUGAAUCCCAGCUGUGUGUUUGUGCAUCAGAACGUCUCAGACGUCACAGCUGGAGAGAAAAACAUGGAGGGAAGGAGACGACUUCAGAAGACACUGGAUGAUAUGACAAAACUCGCUGCUAAAGAGGAAGUCUGUGAUGCAGAAUGUUUCAGUGAUGUCAUUAGAUUUGAUGUACAGAAUGAUGUGAAGUAUUUUGCUCAGCUCUGGGAAGGAAGCCCACCGAUGGCACCACCAAACCCAAACUACUGCGAGAACAUUCAAGAGCUAAAAGAAUAUAUUCUUUCAAAUACUGCAAAAUCAAAUGGAAUGAUUCUGACAAAUCUAAAAACUCAUAUUAAAGAUCUCUGGGAGGCUUUACUGGAUGAACAAUUUGUCUUCAGCUUCAGAAAUUCUCUGGAGAUUUCAGCCUACAAGAAACUGGAGACCGAAUAUAGCAAGUGGACCUGGAGUCUUCGCAGAGCCAUGAAGGAAACUGAGAACAAACUACACAACAAAAUAGAAAAUGAAACAAUUCAUAGGGUUGAGGAAACUGAUCUUCAAAGAGAACUGAAGACGGCAAGUGAAGAUGUGGAAAAAUCAAUGUCUGAAUUCUUUGAGAAAGACAGAGAUAAAGAUAUACUGAUUCAGUGGAAAACAUCAUUUGAAAUCAAAAUCAAGGAGCUUGAGGAAAACAUUGUGAGAGAAACCAAGAGGAAAUUAAAUGAGGUUCUUCAGCAGCGAGACCUGAAGAAAAAGAUUGAUGUUCAGAGGACACAUCAUGAAAACACUCUCUAUGAAAAGAGCAUAGAACUUGCCUUAAAACUGAAACAUAAAGCAAAUGAUAAAGAAACACUGAAGAAAGAGUUUGAUUUGUUUUGGAAACAGAGUAUUAAGAAGAUCAUCUCAGACACUCCUCCAAUCAAAGACAUUGAUAUAAUGAGAGAUGUGAGAGAGAUCCUCAGAGACACCAAUAAAAGUGUUUCUGUAGACCUCUGGAAUGAGAGCAGUGAGUGCAGGGAUAUCUUCUUUGUGUCCAGUUAUGCAGACUAUCUACAGUUAAAGAAAACCAGUGGAUUUAAAGAAACUUUCAACAGAGUAACAAAAGAUAUGUUUGGUCGUGCUCUACCUAAAGAGUUUGACACCCAAGUGAAAACAUUUGUCACAGAUGUUGAUCAGCAAACAGAAAAAAUUAUUCAGCCAUAUAACAUUUCAAAGAUGGGCUACAACAAGAGCUGCAUUCAAGAACUCAUAGAUUAUAUCAAGAGAAGAGUAACUGAACAUCAGGACGGACCAGGUCUGUAUGUGUUCAAAAAUGAAUUCUUCAUGGAUUUGGUUCUUUCCAUCUGUAAGAGAGCAAACACGAUUAUCACUGACCAACACAAAUUGUUCAAGGAAGCCAAUGAUCCUGUUAUAUAUCUUGAGAAGAAGAGAAAAGGGAACUAUAAUAUUUUCCAGAAAUAUUGUCAUGAAGCAUCAUCAGUGGCCAUUUUUGGUCAGAUCAUCUGUCAGAAACUGAAAGAGCCCAUUGAGCAGAGUGUCUACAAGAAGAUUGCCAGAUAUCUGGCAGAUGAAAUGAGAUCAAACUGUUCAUCACUGAAUGGAAACAGAUCAAAACUGGAGAAAUACAUCCUGAAGACACUGGCAGAAGAGGAGGAUUUUGACAAAUACAUGAACUACAUUCAUAAUCCCAGAGAUCAUCUCAAGAGUUUCAUCAGAGAUGAAGUCAGUCGGUACAUCACUGAUAAGUUCAGUGUCAGUGUUUUACCCAAGAUGGAGAAGAACAUUGAACUCCUGCAGCAGAAGAUCGUGGAAGCUGCACAUGAAUCUACUAAACAUGUUCAAGAGAAUGAAGGAGAUGCUGGUUUGUGGUUGAAGAGCUUCACACAGCGGCUCUCAGAUGUGCUGAUCUUCUCUGUAAAAGACCUCAGUGGAGUGAAACAUUAUGAUGUUGAUGUGAAAUUCCUAGAAGAUGUGAUAAGACAAGAACUUACUGUCACAAUAUCUGAUAUCAAUAAAGAGUUGAACACAGAUACACUUGACAAAAAUCUAAACUGUGAGUUCAGACCAGAAGAGAUUUUGAUUGAUCACUUGUGUCAGUGCUGUUGGGCUCAGUGUCCGUUCUGUGGAACCGUCUGCACCAACACCGUACCAAACCAUGAUGGAGAUCACAGCGUUCCUUUGCACAGAGUGACAGGUCUCAAAGGCUGCCAUUAUAGAAAUGUACAUCUCAGUGCUGAUUUUUGCACAACUUUAGUGGCAAGUAAAAACAGAUUUAAUGUAUCAAAUAAGUGGGUUUCUCUUAAAAAAUACAAAAAAGCAGGAGGAGUCUAUGCAGACUGGAAAAUAACCCCUGACCUCUCUCAGCUGCCUUACUGGAAGUGGUUUGUGUGCCGAUUCCAGAAAGACAUAGAAAAUCACCACAAUAAAACAUUUGAGGGAAGUGGAAAGAUCCCACAAGAAUGGAGAAAAUGCACAAAACAGGAUGCUAUCAAGAGUUUGGAUGAAAGCUUUAAAAUAAGUACACGACUGUAAAAUACAGAAAUUGUGUGUAGGGUAUAUGAUCCAUUUGAAAUAGCCUACUUAAUGGAGAACUCUGGCGCAAAAUGAACCUUUGGUCUAAUAAAACAUUGGUACCUAGUCAACCAUUCAGUAAAAUUUGU